This is a messenger RNA of Penicillium brasilianum, 755 nucleotides long. The record is from the annotation of a GenBank genome assembly. NCBI's taxonomy places the organism in Eukaryota, Fungi, Ascomycota, Eurotiomycetes, Eurotiales, Aspergillaceae.
AUGACUGAGGCAAGUGAAAUUAUUCGACCGUUUCUCUUUGCGGUUCGCCUGGCCCUAUGGAUCAGUGCAGUAAUCGUCAUGGGUCUUACCGCGUGGUCGGUCACCCAUCUGAAGGGCUACCGGGUCAUCUUCACCUUGGUCAUUGCGGUACUCAGUGUAGUAUUUUAUAUUCCCUCCCUCUUCACUGCAUGCAUGCACCGCAACCGUGGGUAUAUGCUUCCACUUGACAUAGUCUUCUAUGCGCUAUGGCUAUCUGCGUUUAUAUUUGUUGCACAAACCAACUACGGCUUGAAUUAUGAGGAUGGCGGGUGUCGUUUCUAUGUUUGGAGCAUAAACAGUGGUUGCGGGAGGCGAAAUGCCAUCGAGGCAUUUACUUUUCUGUCGUUCUUUUGGACGCUUUGUGGCCUGUGCCUGGAAAUUGCAAACGUUUAUGUACACGGCCGAACUGCGAAUGCGCCCUCAGUUACUCAUCCCGAAAAACCAAUCCACGACGGCCCUGUAUACUCUACUCCAGGUGCUAACGAAGGAGCUCCUACAGCUCCUAAUACGGGGCCAGUACCGGCAACAAAUCAAGAACAAAACGGGGUUUGAAAUAGGCACUAUCCGCCGCCUUCUAACGUUGAGUCCGAGUCUUUGCGCCACGGAGUCGAAAAGUCGUUCCUCGUCCGAAGUUGUUUCCUCGCCUUGCUAUUUAUUUACCUAUUCAAGUUUUCUAUUAUUUUAAAUCGCCCAGUGAAGAAUCCAGAGAGUCUUGG